Symbiodinium sp. CCMP2592 is the source of this 777-nucleotide messenger RNA. Lineage: Eukaryota; Dinophyceae; Suessiales; Symbiodiniaceae. The record is from the annotation of a GenBank genome assembly.
AUGGAGACUGUAGAGGGGCCAGGCACGGUACAGCAUGUCGGUGCUUCCAGCACGUUGCUGCCACGUCCCAUCCUGCAUGACAAUGGUGCUGCCCACGUUCAGGAUCCGGCGAUGGAGUCGGUGCUGCUGAUGUUCGAUGAGCCAGUCAAGGUCCUCGAGGGAAUCUUUCGCAAGCAGGACGUGGAUAGCGACUUCGGUGUUCGCCGCGCCGUGGUCCCGCGGCUCGGGGCGCGACCGCGCCUGGAAAUGCCACGAGGCCUCAGCAAACCCAAAAGGACACCUCUGACUCUGAGAUCCCCCUUCCUCUCUGCUCCAGACAUGCCUUGCAGCGAGGUGGGGUUCGCUCCGUUGAUCUUCGACUUUGAUGUCGAGGCUCACUGCAUGCAGAGUCAACUGCUCCAUGCUCAGGCCGGGAGCGGCUUCUUCCAGAUCUACAUCUGGCGCACGGAGAUUUCGGGUGAAAACGUGACGGUGGAGGCAGUGUUCAUAAAGGAGGUCCAGCUGUCCGCUGUGGCUGCCUCUCUUCCCACUGGAGUUCCGCUGGCACUGUUCCUGGUGGCUUGCAAGCCUGACACUUCACAGGCCACGUUGGCUGAGUUUUCCGAGUCCGUGGUCCGGGGGGCUGCAGGCACCCUGGCCUUCGCAGUGGCCAUGGUCCUGGUGGUGCGGGCUGGCUUCGGAAUGGUUGCUAUGUUAGUCUGUGGCUACGCCGCAUGGUUUGUCACCUGGUGCAGUCUCAGCUUCUUGAUGGCACCGCACGCUGGCAAGGCUGAGUGA